AUGAGACCGGAUUGGGGACUGCGCGGGUUAGACCCAGGGCGCAUCGCAGCCACUGACGCAGCGACCGUCAUUAGGCCCCCCGCAGUUUUUUGUCAAAAGCAUUGGCGCCGCUCUUCUCCCCGUCGGAAAAUCGGUCGGGAUGAGUUCGGCUUCGGAGACUGGGUGAGGAUCUGGGCGCCGCACUGUGGGCCAGCAGCGGCGGGUUUGCCCCUGGGGUGCCCCGGCGCCCGGAACGUUAAAUACGACAGGUGGAGAAGGCAGCGUUGCCAGGGGCCGGGCCGGGCACGAUCUGGCCAGAGCCUGGGGGGACGCAGGCCCAGGACUGGGGGAGAUAUUAGGAAGUGUGCUGUGCCCACCUGUCUCUCCGACACCCCCGCCCGGCGUAUCAGUUUAAAGGAUAAAGAUCGAUAUCUACAUGAUGGAUAUUGUAUUAAUAGGGACAUAAAUAAAGGCCGAAGAAUCGUUACCGAAACCUUUGAAGCCAUUUCCCGGCUCUUAGGCCCUCCACGCCGUCUCCCCCACCUCCCCGAGCACUUGCUUCCACCACCCGGCGUGGGGGUGGGGGAGUCUACGGUUUAA
Molecule: messenger RNA, 579 nt
Organism: Galeopterus variegatus (Sunda flying lemur)
Lineage: Eukaryota; Metazoa; Chordata; Mammalia; Dermoptera; Cynocephalidae
Gene: CCDC140
Product: coiled-coil domain containing 140
Exons: 3
Coding region: 1-579 (192 amino acids)
Source: RefSeq, a predicted model, not a curated record